Molecule: messenger RNA, 1450 nt
Organism: Schizophyllum commune H4-8
Lineage: Eukaryota; Fungi; Basidiomycota; Agaricomycetes; Agaricales; Schizophyllaceae
Exons: 3
Coding region: 20-1192 (390 amino acids)
Source: RefSeq, a predicted model, not a curated record
GCGCUUGUCUCCUUCGCUGAUGACGCAUUCUGGGCCUCUCCCUCCCGAACUCUGGCUCGAGAUCUUUGAAUGGUGUUUCUCGUCCCCCACAUGCCAGGAUGUAUCCUCGGAUGAAUACACCCCAUUCCAAGCCCUCCACGAUGAUCGCAUGCACGUUCGUACCAAGGCCGCGGUCAGCCUCGUCUGUCGACAGUGGCGCGCACUUACAAUCGCCAUCCUCUAUCGUGAUGUGCACAUACUUCCCUCGAGUGCGCAUGCUCUGAGGGACGCGCUGUGCGAGAGUCCUUGCGGAGGCCCUGAAGGGUAUGGUCAAUGGGUCCGACGCGUCGUCCUCCCAUACACCUCGACAAUCACGCGUAGCUCGGCGCCUCUGCAGGCGGUAGAGAUACUCAGGCGCUGCCCCCGUGUCGAGGUCCUCGUCCGCCCGCGGUACGCCACCUCCGGGCCCAUCGGUUUCGAAUUCGAAGCAGAUAUGGUGCCGUUCCAUACGCUCCGCCGAUUAGACUGGUGGGGGAAUAGCGAGGCGGAGAGAUCCGGUGGCCUCAACUCGCUGGGCAAUGUGCUCUCGCAUGCCCCCGGCCUACGGUAUCUGUUCAUCGGUGGCAUUAUGGGGCUCAGUCCGGCUGGAAUGCAGCCGCCUGAGCUCGUCCUACCUCACCUGGUGACGCUGCGAUUGAACGUCAUCAAUGGGCUCCUCAUGAACAAGCUUUGCACGCGAUGGUCACUACCCCAGCUCCGUCACAUCGUCUUGGAUUCACCUCUUGUUGGUGCAGAUGUGCGCGCUCUUUGGGACACCUUCGGACAACAGCUCACUACGGUCGAGUUCGGCGCGCACGCCCGCUUCGUCAUGACCGACAUGGUGACACCCUGCCUUCGCGCGUGCCCAAAUAUUCGAGAAUUCAAUUACCAUGUCUUCUUCACGACUCCUCCUGACCCAGACCUUCGCCAUGACGCCUUGGAGGUGGUGGGGCUUCACGGCGCCGCGGACCAGCUCAUUGGUGAAGGGCAAAUGGUUUGGACCCACUUCCGCUUGCACUUAGGCAUCUUCACCAAGGAGAAUUUUCCAUCGCUACGGAGGAUCGUCCUCGCAGGUGACGAAUGGCGUACGUUGUCCAAAAAGCCGGGGUUCCUUGUCAUGCUGCGCGACCUCUCGAGGGGGAACAGCGCCAUUCGAGAUUUACUUGUAUAUUAGCGAUGUAUCGAUAGCAAUGUGUACAACAGCGACGGCGGGUCUACGCAGGUGUGAUAGGGCACCAUCUAUUGAAUAUGUUUUCGGGGUCGUACUUUUUCUUUAUAUGCUGCAACUUCGGGUACUUCGCCCCAAAUGUCGCUCUCGCCUUGUCGUCUGGCUGCCCCCUCUCCCCUCUUUCAUCGGGCUCAGCCAGGUAUGAAUGAGAUUUCUGGACGAUCGUCGCUAUGUCGCGGACAAUAGCUUGACCUUUGUUGAAGU